This is a messenger RNA of Durusdinium trenchii, 1611 nucleotides long. The record is from the annotation of a GenBank genome assembly. NCBI's taxonomy places the organism in Eukaryota, Dinophyceae, Suessiales, Symbiodiniaceae.
AUGUCUGAUUCGGAUCCUGAAACCAUCCCGCCCGAUUCGUGUUCUGAAGACGAGGACUCGGAUAGGAAUUUAUACCGAAAUUUCGUGUUGCAGACAGAGCUCCGAGAGGCCAUUGAAAGAAUCCAGGCCUCGGAGGUGCAGGGACAGGAUUCAGAUCACUUCGAGGAUCCAGAUCCAGACGAUGAGCUACGAAUAAGAGCUGGACUCUCCUACUUCAGCGAACAUGGAGCUGGGCUUCCACCCAAGAAUGUGCAUGCCGUGCGACGGCACUUGUUUUGGGAAAGGCACAAGAUUCGCAAUCCUGCUGAGAAGGGAGAUCUUUGGAAACACGAUGACGACACCUCGCUAUUGGACGUGGUGAGAGCUCAAAUUAUGGAAGAGCUUUUUCGGAAGGUGUACCACAGCAAGGUGCAGAGUGUGCCACCAUUGGACCGUCCUCAGUUCUUCAUGGAUACGCAAAAAGAGAUCUCUGAGAUGUCUUCAGAGGACUUGUGGAAAAACCUGGGCUAUUCUGCGGACUGGCAUCGCAUUUCGAAAAGGAUGAUGGUCAGAGGAUACCCCCACUCUGCAAAGGAAUGUUACCUCCGUUAUCUUCACAAGCUACACCCUUUAUUGAAGAAGGGUCGCUUUACCAAGGCGGAGGAUGUGGCCUUGUUGCAGCUUUCCUCUCGCUAUGAAGGCUUCGAUUGGGAUCAAAUCUCCCAGCACAUGCCGACGGGUCGCACCGCCUGGAGAUGUUUUGAAAGGUACCAGAAAAGCCUGAACAAUGGAAUUGUCAAAGAAGGCUGGCAACAACAUGAGCUGGAUCACUUGCGUAAAACCGCUUUGGAAUUGGGUUACUUCCCAGACAUGGUGGGCAAAAAAUCCAAUUUGACGGUGGCCAGCCGCCUUGGUCCUGGCAAGAGUUGUAGCCAAUGUGGAGGUCUUUUGCUGCGGUCGCACCAGGCCUUCCAGGUUGAGUGCCUUGCUGUGUGGACGGCCAAAGAAGAUCGAACUCUGGAUUUGGCGAUGCAGAUGUAUGGCAAAGAUUGCAAUGACUGGAAACUGCUUUGUCGGAGCCAUUUUCCGGGAAGAGACUUGGAAGAAGUCCUGAAACGCUGGUUCCUGAAGCAAAGCAAUUUCGAGCAAUGGACGAUUAAUGAAGAUGAAGCGCUUCAGAGGGCCAUCGAACGGUGGGGCACUGGAAACUGGGCCUUGAUGCGGAAGGAUCUUCCAAAACGCUCCUCUGGCACCAUCCUGCAGCGCUUCCGCCAGCUCUGCCCCGAGAAGGGGUUCUUGUAUGACCUACUACUUGCAACACGACGCCGUGUGAUGCCCACGGGCUUCCACAAAACGAUGCCUUGGCGACAACGCUCGGAACUCGCAGCCAGCGAUUUUGCCCUAAGACUCCAAGUGGAGGAGGAGCAGCCGGGCGUGAAACGGUUCUGCACAGGUGACCAGGUUGCUGACCGGCACCUCUCCCGCAUCAACAAAAACCUGUCUUUUCGAUUGCGGCCUGGGAGACUGGCACUCCAGGCGAAGAAGAAGCGGAGACUGCUGGCGCCGGUGACCGACUUGGAAGUGAAAGAUGAGGUGACGUCCCAGGUGAUGUCGCCGGAAGCUAUCCAGUGA